Penicillium pulvis is the source of this 1857-nucleotide messenger RNA. RefSeq names its product glycoside hydrolase family 1 protein. Lineage: Eukaryota; Fungi; Ascomycota; Eurotiomycetes; Eurotiales; Aspergillaceae. The transcript has 6 exons. Gene Ontology annotation, molecular function: beta-glucosidase activity. The record is from RefSeq and is a predicted model, not a curated record. The coding region runs from base 1 to 1857 and encodes 618 amino acids. Gene Ontology annotation, biological process: carbohydrate metabolic process.
AUGCUAUCCCUCACCAUCUGGGUCGCUGCCCUCGCAGUAGCGGCGGAGGCACAAGAAGUGUAUAUCACCAAGACUGGUAACUCUGCUCGGCCUCAAUGCACUGGCACGCUUGCUUCGCCAAGUUUCCAUUUUCAGCCCUUCUCAUACACCCUCAAAGAGACGAUCAGAUAUGCAACAUCAAUCCCCUCACCAACAACUACGAGAACCUUCGCUCCUGCCUAUUCAAAAGCAGCCAAAUUGCUUAAGACAAGCUUUUCCACGUCAACUUGGGGAAGUUGGCUUCCUGGGCAGACCGAGAUCAGUGCUACCGAUACCUUCGAUCCCUAUGGGCAAGCAGCUUGGUCAUCAAUGUGGUUACAAGCUGAUCUCCAGAAUUAUACCACAACGGGUCUUCUUUCUACUACAGUUCACCCAACCCCAAUACCAACCAGCGAACUUGUCCUUCCACCAGCUGACUACUUUGGCCCCACCGAUUGCUAUGAUUUUCCAGACGAUUUUGUUUUUGGCGUGGCUGGCAGUGCUGCCCAAAUUGAGGGUGCAAUCGCUCUCGAUGGCCGCUCUCCUUCUCUACUCGAGAAGCUCAUCACGGGCGAUAAGCCAAGAGAUUACGUCACCAAUGAAAACUAUUUCCUGUACAAGCAGGACAUCCAAAGAAUGGCGGCCAUGGGCGUGGAAUACUAUAGUUUCACCAUUCCAUGGACACGGAUUUUGCCCUUUGUCUUGCCCGGCACCCCUGUCAAUCAGCAAGCCAUUGAUCAUUACAAUGAUGUGAUCAAGACUGUUCUCGAUGCGGGCAUGCAGCCCGUUGUGACAAUGCUUCACUUUGACAGUCCAUUGAUGUUUGUCGCCAGCGACAACAUAACGAGACACCCGGACAUCGGGUAUAACAAUGCUGGCUAUCAAAAUGAAACUUUUGUCGAUGCUUUCGUGAAUUAUGGCAGGGUCCUUCUAACCCAUUUUGCGGACCGAGUCCCAAUCUGGGUCACCUUCAACGAGCCACUCCUCUAUGCGUUUAAUUUCCAGGGUGUUGACAAUGUUGUCCACGCCCACUCCCAAGUCUAUCACUUUUACCACGAUGAACUUAAAGGCACCGGAAAAAUGGGUCUGAAAUUCAAUGAUAACUUCGGCGUGCCCAAGGAUCCAAAAAAUGCCAGCCAUGUUCAAGCCGCCAAUCGAUUCCAGGAAAUGCAACUUGGAUUCUUCGCUGAUCCUAUCUUCCUUGGGAAACAAUAUCCGGAUUCCGUGUUGAAGACUCUCCCAGGCGCCAGGCGACUCAAUGACACGGAGCUGACGUAUAUAAAAAAGACAGCCGACUUCUUCGGCAUUGACGCUUACACUGCUACAGUGGUAUCUCCUGCCGGUGAAGGAAUUGAUGCGUGUGCUUCCAAUCCCUCUAGCUCCAAUUGGCUGUUUCCAUAUUGUGUUAACCAAGAAACCACAAACAUCUACGGAUGGAACAUCGGAUACCGGUCAGAGUCCUAUGUGUACAUCACACCUACCUAUCUCCGAGAGUUCCUUUUCGAUAUUUACAAUAAAUGGAAACACCCCAUCAUCGUAUCUGAAUUCGGUUUCCCUGUGUACGGCGAGGCCACCAAAGACCUACCAGAUCAGCUGUUUGAUUCUCCUCGCAGCCAAUAUUACCUCUCCUUUAUGUCCGAGGUGUUGAAAUCGGUCUAUGAAGACGGGGUUGAAGUCAUUGGUGCCUUGGCUUGGAGUUUUGCUGACAAUUGGGAAUUUGGGGACUAUUCUCAGCAGUUUGGCAUGCAGGUGGUGAAUAGAACCACCCAGAAGCGACAUUACAAGAAGAGCUUCUUCGAUCUGGUGGAUUUUGUCAAGACUCGACAGAAUUCGGAUUGA